UGAAUGGUCCUUGAAGAUAAGGAAAGAAAUGAGAGUGAUUGAUAGACAGAUCAGAGACAUCCAGAGAGAAGAGGAGAAGGUGAAGCGGUCAAUAAAGGAUGCUGCCAAAAAGGGUCAGAAGGAUGUGUGCGUGAUCUUGGCAAAGGAACUGAUCCGCUCUCGGAAGGCCGUAAGCAAACUCUAUGCAUCCAAAGCUCACAUGAACUCUGUCCUCAUGGGGAUGAAGAACCAGCUUGCCGUCCUGAGAGUGGCAGGUUCGUUGCAGAAGAGCACGGAAGUCAUGAAAGCUAUGCAAAACCUAGUAAAAAUCCCUGAAAUCCAAGCGACGAUGAGGGAGUUGUCCAAGGAGAUGAUGAAGGCUGGUAUUAUAGAGGAAAUGCUGGAGGACACCUUUGAGAGCAUGGAGGAUCAGGAGGAAAUGGAGGAGGAAGCCGAGAUGGAAAUCGAAAAAAUCCUUUUUGAAAUUACAGCUGGGGCCUUGGGUAAAGCGCCUAGUAAAGUCACGGAUGCUCUUCCGGAGCCGGAACCCAUAGGAGCGACUGCUGCCGUUGAUGAGGAGGAAGACAUCGAGGCGAUGCAGUCGCGGUUAGCCACCCUCCGCAGCUGAGGAGGGAGCGUGUCUGUACAGUGGCCUUUUUGUUUUUUUCUGCAAUGGGAUCUUCUGUUUUACCUUGAAAACGCAGAACUUACUUAAUAUGUGAGAGUAUUUUAUGUAAUAUAUAUAUAUUUUUUUUUUCUUCCU
Molecule: messenger RNA, 742 nt
Organism: Eurypyga helias (sunbittern)
Lineage: Eukaryota; Metazoa; Chordata; Aves; Eurypygiformes; Eurypygidae
Gene: CHMP3
Product: charged multivesicular body protein 3
Exons: 5
Coding region: 29-607 (192 amino acids)
Biological process (GO): endosome transport via multivesicular body sorting pathway; late endosome to vacuole transport; protein transport
Cellular component (GO): multivesicular body; ESCRT III complex
Source: RefSeq, a predicted model, not a curated record